CAAACCAAGCACUAGCUUCUAAGUUGGUAUCACAUGAUAGCAGCCCUAGGAAUUUUUGUUUCAUUUACGUGUGUGCAGAGAAUGAAAUGGGCACUUGUAGACUCAUAGAUGCUGAAUCCAGUUUUUCUGGAACCUUUUCUUUUACACAUAGAAACUUGCAGUUCAGAGAAAUGCUGAUCACCUUUUGCUUUCUUAGCAUCUGAUUGUGUUCCUGCUGCGGAUUAUUUUAGUUGUUUGAAGAAGAUUGGAAUAAAUCUACAGAAGCAGGAAAGAAAGCAAAAUUCAUCAGGCAACAGAGCUAUGUACUUGGACAACAAAGAUGAUGGCACACUCUCUAGAAAAGUAGAUAUGGAGUUGACACAGGCCCCUGUCCCGCAUCAUGUGGACUUGCUUGGAGAUGUGACAGCAGAACCAAUUUCCAACAACUUCAGUGAACUGAAACUAUUGAAGGAAAUGAUAGCUGUGCAGGGAGAACCACAAAAAUGCUAUCCAAACAGUGAAUCAGAACCAGACUGUUGCAUUACCCUGGGGAAAGAUUUCAGCCCACUUGCCAUGCAAGGACGGUAUCACUUCAGUUUCCCCAAAUUCUUCAGCACAAGACCCAAAGAUAGCUGCUUUACGGAAAGGACCCCUCUCUUGAAAGUUUCCACUGAGCAAAAUGGGUUAAGAUGCAUGGCUGUUCACAAUACAGAUUUCAUCACAGAUGAUGAUUCUUGGGAAAACAGCUUCGCAGAAUUUGAGCAACGAUCUCAACUGGGAAGUGAAAUGCCCAGCUUUUCCAGAUCCGCUUCCUCAGAGAAAUCUGAAAUGCUGGACCACUUUCAUGUCAAAUUCAAUUUAUCUAAGAUGAGGUGCUGCUUAAGAUUCCUAAAAGUUUCUGGCCUUUUUAUUUUUGUAGUUGUAUGCUCUAUUUUCUUUAGCAUUAAUCCUGAAAAUGGAGCUCCCUGGCAGAUGCUGGCUGUGUCACCUACGGAUAGCUACACUUGGAAUGUUACCAAUUUUCGUGACUCUGCCCUUCUGAAGGUGGAACUGGGAGGACCAUUUGAAGCCGAUCUUGUUGAUCAGAGACCAGAAGAAUAUAUUGUGAUUCAAAUUGCGCAAGUAGAAGAUUCUGGGCUUAGAAGGAGACGUCAGCAGCAGAUCUUGUACAACUGGACCCUACCUUUAAAUUUUAGGAAAAAUGAACAAGUUAUCGUGACUAGAACAUUUGAGAUGUUAAACAGCCGGGAGACCUCAAUAAGCAUCCAAGCUUUUCUUCAGGAAUCAGAUAUUGUUCCUCUUUCCAUGACACAUCAAUACCUUCAUGCAAAUGUAGAGACACAAGUAACAAUUGCAUCGGUCAUUUUAGCAGGUGUUUAUGUGCUGAUCAUAUUUGAGAUUGUUCACAGAACUUUAGCAGCGAUGCUGGGUUCCUUGGCUGCCUUAGCUGCCUUAGCUGUGAUCGGUGAUAAGCCAAGCCUGGUCAAAGUAGUGGAGUGGAUUGAUUAUGAAACUCUGGCGCUAUUGUUUGGAAUGAUGCUUUUAGUUGCCAUCUUCUCAGAAACUGGAUUUUUUGAUUAUUGUGCAGUAAAGGCUUACAGACUGUCUCGAGGCCGAGUGUGGGCCAUGAUUAUCAUUCUUUGUCUUAUUGCUGCCAUUCUUUCAGCCUUUUUGGACAAUGUUACUACCAUGCUGCUCUUUACUCCAGUAACCAUAAGGUUAUGCGAGGUGCUUAAUCUUGAUCCUAGGCAUGUCCUGAUUGCAGAAGUAGUCUUCACAAAUAUUGGAGGGGCUUCCACAGCUAUUGGGGAUCCACCAAAUGUGAUUAUUGUGUCUAAGCAGGAGCUGAGGAAGGCGGGAAUCGAUUUUGCAGAAUUUACAGGACACAUGUUCGUUGGAAUUUGUCUUGUGCUUCUGGUCUCCUUUCCUUUCCUAAGGCUUCUCUACUGGAACAAAAAGCUUUACAACAAAGAGCCAAGUGAAAUUGUUGAACUGAAACAUGAAAUCCAUGUUUGGAGACUGACAGCACAGAGAAUCAAUCCUGCCAGCCGAGAAGAAACAGCUGUAAAGUGUCUCUUAAUGCAAAAAGUUCUUACUCUGGAGAUCCUGCUGAGGAAAAAGCUCAAAACAUUCCAUAGACAAAUCUCACAAGAAGAUAAAAACUGGGAAACAAAUAUUCAGGAACUCCAAAAAAAGCACAGAAUAACUGACAAGAUGCUUCUCGUCAAAUGCCUGACUGUUUUGGGAUUUGUUAUCCUCAUGUUCUUUCUCAAUUCAUUUGUUCCAGGAAUUCACCUAGCUCUUGGCUGGAUUGCUAUGUUGGGAGCUAUAUGGCUUCUCGUGUUAGCCGACAUUCAUGAUUUUGAGAUGAUUCUGAAUAGAGUGGAAUGGGCAACGCUCCUUUUUUUUGCAGCAUUGUUUGUUUUAAUGGAGGCUUUGGCUCAUCUUCACUUAAUAGAAUAUAUAGGAGAACAGACAGCUUUAUUAAUAAAGGUGGUGCCUGAGGACCAGCGUUUGACAGUUGCUAUCAUUUUGGUACUCUGGGUCUCUGCUCUAGCAUCAUCCCUAAUUGACAAUAUUCCAUUUACUGCUACAAUGAUCCCUGUACUUCUCAACUUGAGUCAAGAUCCUGAUGUUAAUUUACCUGUGAAGCCCCUGAUCUUUUCAUUGGCUAUGGGUGCCUGUCUUGGAGGUAAUGGGACAUUGAUUGGAGCAUCUGCAAAUGUUGUUUGUGCAGGAAUUGCAGAGCAACAUGGCUAUGGAUUCUCUUUCAUGGAAUUUUUCAGGUUGGGUUUCCCCAUGAUGAUCAUCUCCUGUAUCAUUGGAAUGUGCUAUCUCCUUGUUACUCAUGUUGUAUUGGGUUGGACCUAAUAAUAUAUAUAUUUUAAUAUAAGUGUAUGGAAAACCAAAAGAUGCUUUCCAUCCUUUUCAGCCUAUACUGUACUUUUAAAAGGCUGUAUGAAAGCAAAUUGAAACACACACACACUUACUUACUCACCCACCCUGGUCCAGCUUACUGUUUCAUGAAUGAGAGCUCAGAUGUCUGCUUCAGAUUUUCCCACCUGGAAAGGAUGUUCUCUUUCAUUUCAGUGUGGGAAGCUAAUAUGUGUGCACAUUGCUUCUCAGUAGGUUGGCUGCCUCCACUGAAAUGAACAAGUAGUACUGUGAAUGCAAGAUCUGGCAACCAAACAGCUGAGGCACAAGACCAAAAGACUCUCAUGGGGCAACUUUUAAAGGGCUGAACCAUUUCAGAGUGCAAGUGGAAGAAUUGUGAUCUGAAUGCUCUACAGUAUAAAAAUGAGCAUGUUAAGGAAAAGGUUGGGCUUCAACCCUUCCACUUGACAUUCUAGUUUUGUGUGUGCAGGGAGAUUUUUUUAAAAAAUAUAGGGGAGCAUGCAACAUGAUCUUCCAUCUGCAGUCGGUAUUGCCAAACAAAUGUUGCAUCGAUCAUACGGCCUUUUGGAUACUAUGUUUCAGCUCCGUUAUUGGCCCCUAUGGCUUUGUGUUCUUUGAUCAUCUUCCAGAACAGAGUAUUGUGUGUUACGGUUGCCAGACUGUCUUGUUCAGAUAUUAGUAAUUUAAGCCCGAGACAGGUUCUCCAGGUUCACUUUUAACUCAGAAUUUGUGUAGGAGCAAUGGUACUCCAGUCCUUAAUCCUAUCUCUCUCUCUUUUUUUUAAUGGUCUUUCACUACUGUUCAUAAUUACUUUUCAUGUUUGGUGCUGCUUCCGUGUUCAUUUUGUACUUUGUUUCAUUCUUCCAGUGGUCAUCCUAGUUAACCAGGGAUCACAUACAGGACAUGAUAAUGUCAUGACUCUGAUUUAGCUAUUUGCUCAUGUCACUAAGGGCAAAUGAAGUCCAUCUAGAGUGACAGAAAUGCUUCCUAUUCAGGUCACAUGCUAUAGGAAAUCUUCGUCAAUCUGGCAUCAUUACAAAAUAAACACUUGUUUAGCUCUUUUGUAAUGACCUACCUGUACCCCACCCCCAUUACCAAAAAUUGGAGAGCUCACAAAGAUUUUGUGGAUCAUGGCCUGUCUCUUUUGGCUCAGCUCUAAUUCAUAUGCAUAUGCAUACUAACUGAGACACUAAAAUCACAAGGGACUAUAUUUUCUCCUGAAAUAAUGUAUUGCUAUAGUCUGAGUGUAGUUACAGUGAAAACUCCACUUGCAAUGGCAGGUGUUCAGUAGUUUCUCAUUAGAGCUUCCUUCAUCUUUGUCAAUAUAUUUAGCUAUUUGUAUUAAAGCAUGUAAUAUUCAACCUGUGCUAGCUGCAGUUGAUAUGCAAAUAUGCAAGCUGUGCAAAAUGAAAUAUACAUCAUUGUGUUUUAAAAUGGAACACAUUCAGACAAGGAUUUGAAACGGAAAAUUAUCCCUUUUAAUCUGUCCAGUGUUUUCCUACAAAUAUGUAUUUUUAUGGGAAAUGUGAUUAUUCUAUAUGUAGAGAGGUUUAUUUAACUGAGGAACAUCCUAAAACAUUUUGGAUUAUUAGCCAUGUUAUCAGGACUGUCUACCUAGU
Hemicordylus capensis (graceful crag lizard) is the source of this 4493-nucleotide messenger RNA. It is a transcript of the gene OCA2, whose product is annotated as OCA2 melanosomal transmembrane protein. Gene Ontology annotation, biological process: transmembrane transport; melanin biosynthetic process; melanocyte differentiation. The record is from RefSeq and is a predicted model, not a curated record. Lineage: Eukaryota; Metazoa; Chordata; Lepidosauria; Squamata; Cordylidae. Bases 301 to 2850 code for a protein of 849 amino acids. The transcript has 24 exons. Gene Ontology annotation, cellular component: melanosome membrane.